AGUGAGAAAAAAACUAGAGAAGAAGAAAUCAAAUCCACAAACAACAAAAAAAAAAUAUUAAUUUUGUUAGAUUGAAAAAAUAUAAACACCAAAAAAAUAUAAAUUUUGUUAAGAGAGUUUUGCAUAGUGAGUGGAAAAUGGCGCAGAUGCACCGAGAAGAUGUUGAAUCCGUCACGGCGGAUAAGAAAGUCUCAGACGGAGGAGGAGGAGGAGGAGGCGGCGGAUCUUCCGGCACUCAGGCGUCCUCGUUCAAAUUCAACGCUGAAGCACCAGAGUUCGUACCACAAUCGCGUGCCGCCGUACCUACACCGCAGGUUUCUCCGAUCUCCGGUUACUUUUAUCCUUGCUUUCACUACAGCGACGGAGGAGGGACGGCGGUCGGUUCUCAGGCGUCGGAUUGGUUCUUCGUCGGAGAAGGAGAUCCUGCUCAGCAUCCACACGUUCACGAUCCGGCGGCUGCGUUUUACGUUCCGAGCCCGGCGGUUCAGUUUCCGGUGAAUCAGAACUCUUCUCCUUCUUCUUCGUUGCUCUCUGAUGAUCUCCGCCUUAAGAUCGUCAAACAGGUUGAGUACCAGUUCACGGAUAUGAGUCUCUUAGCUAAUGAGUCCAUCUCAAAGCACAUGAACAAAGACCCUGAAGGUUAUGUGCCAAUAUCUUACAUUGCUUCCACCAAGAAGAUCAAGGCUUUAACGAGUAACCACCACUUAGUUUCAUUGGCUCUGCGCUCCUCCUCUAAGCUUGUUGUGAGUGAAGACAACAAGAAAGUUAAGCGUAAAGUUCCAUUUACUGAUAGAGACAGAGAGGAUUUGCAGGGCCGGACCGUUGUUGCAGAGAAUCUACCAGAUGAUCACUCCUACCAGAACCUUGAGAAGAUCUUUGGAGUUGUUGGAAACGUUAAAGCGAUUAGAAUCUGUCAUCCUCCAGAAUCAAACUCCUCUCGUCCAAAAGGAGAUUUCUUGAUGAGCAACAAAAUUCACGCACUGAUCGAGUAUGACCACACUGUUGUCGCGGACAAAGCUGUGGAGAAGCUGAACGAUGAAAGAAACUGGAGGAAAGGACUUCGUGUGAGGCUGCUUCUUAGAUGCUCGCCCAAAUCAGUUCUCAAGCACAGAAGAAACUUUGAUGGCAUCCUCAUAGAUGAUGAGAGUCCUUAUGAAUCAGGAGAAGACUCUCCACGUCUCCAUUUAACCGAGCAUCAGCUUGAUAACGAGGGUGAUGAGAACACUCUUGGAGGACUGUGGGGAAAAGGGAGAGGAAAAGGAAGAGGACGGUCUCCAAGAAGCUAUGUGGUAGGAGGAGGAGAACGUAGCUUCGGUAUUGGGAUGGGACUCAGCCUUGGCCCAAUGUCACCGAGUCUAGGUUUACACGGAUCUUCGUCUCCAAAAACAGCAACAAAAGGACCAAGGAUGCCUGAUGGAACAAGAGGCUUCACCAUGGGACGUGGCAAACCUGUCAAUCUCAGUCUUAUCUAACAAUCUCUACGUGAACGACUACUACUAUUUAUUAUUAUCUAACAAUCUUUAACCAAAUAAUACACGUGGGUUGGUUUCUUGAGAUAUGGCUUCACAGAAGCAAGGACAUGAGUUUGGGAUGAUGAGGUAACUACAUAGUGUUUGGACUAAUUAAGAAGGCAUGGUGAAGUUUUUUGAGUGUUUUUUUUUUUCUUUUUGCAUUUCGUUUAUAAUUUGGGCAAUUUCUUUUGUAUGUUUUGAUUUAUUUAUUUUUCGUGUGAGAUUAACUGAAUAAUGAAGGGUUUAUAGCACAAGGACUGCAACCCUGUUGUGUAAUCAUUCUCACCUAUUUAUUUUGACUAUGUAACUCGAAUAUUGGUUGUAGAAAACGAAUCACUGUUGUCAUUAAAUGAAAGACGAAUGAU
This is a messenger RNA of Brassica napus (rape), 1876 nucleotides long. Its product is annotated as la-related protein 6C. Gene Ontology annotation, cellular component: nucleus. The record is from RefSeq and is a predicted model, not a curated record. The transcript has 10 exons. Gene Ontology annotation, biological process: RNA processing. NCBI's taxonomy places the organism in Eukaryota, Viridiplantae, Streptophyta, Magnoliopsida, Brassicales, Brassicaceae. Gene Ontology annotation, molecular function: mRNA binding. Bases 138 to 1472 code for a protein of 444 amino acids.